Emiliania huxleyi CCMP1516 is the source of this 1321-nucleotide messenger RNA. RefSeq lists its product as hypothetical. Bases 31 to 942 code for a protein of 303 amino acids. The transcript has a single exon. The record is from RefSeq and is a predicted model, not a curated record. NCBI's taxonomy places the organism in Eukaryota, Haptophyta, Isochrysidales, Noelaerhabdaceae.
CGUCUAUCGCCCUUGUCCCCCAGCGACGCCAUGAGGCACGAUCACAUGCAGGCCUGGUCGCCGCAGGAGGAUCGCGUCAUCCUCCAGAUGUAUCAGACCGAGGGCCGCAAAUGGGGUCGGAUCGCGUCCGCGCUCCCAGGCCGCAGCUCGGCCUCUGUGCGCAACCGCUUCCUCCGGAUUGAAAAGGGGCAGACUCUGCGCGAGCUAGGGCUCUCCAAGAAUCGCUGCGCCGCGUGCGGGCAGCAAAAGCUAGGCCACGUAUGCCAAGUCAAGCUCUCACCGCUGCCCGUACGACCGAACCUCGUGGCCAACCCUUCGCUUCUGAAGCUUCCGCAAGCGUUCGCCACGCCGAUCCCUCCGUCAGAGGCGCCGUUCCUCGACCCGCGCCUGCCAGCGGUGUACGUCUCGCCGCUGCAGCACCCAAACUCGCCGCCCUCGUACGCUACGCACACCUCGUUUCGGUUUCCCGCCGACUCCUCGCAGCAGCUGUGGAUCGCGCCCGCAGCAGCGCCGUCGCCGCUUCUCCCCUCGAUGGUCCCGAGGGGCAUGUCGCCGCCGCUGUCGGCCACGGCCACCGUGACCACCGGACCGACCGUCGGCUUUGGGCACGCGCGGCCCGACCGGGCGGAGCCAGCCACCAAGCGCAAGCGCGAGGGUGAGGCCGACCGGGUGGCGGGCAGCGCGCCGGCGACGGCUCCUGCGGUGGUUGCGGCCGAGGCGGCAGAGGGGCUGGCGGCGCUUUUCGCCGAGAACCUGCCGCCGCCGCGAGGGGAAAGCGGCCGCGCCAGAACGGCGUGGCAGGUGUCAGCUGGCGACGGGCCGCCGCCGAUUAUGCGGCGCAACAGCUCAAAGAGCUUUGACGGGUUGCGCCGCCCCCUCGAGCCGGCGGACAAUAUGCUCGAGGACAUGAUGGUGGCGGAGCUGGCCGCGCAGACGGCGUAGGCGGCCGAGGCGCACAUUCCUACUACCGCCGCCGCCGUCGACGUGUUCACUUCCUCAGAGGAGCUGGGGUGGCUGCACCGCCUCCGUAUUGCUCCGGCCUUGGAGAGAGGGUUUCGGCGAACCAAGGUGGCCUCUGGAGAAGAGCUGCCUAUUGUCCACUCGACACGAUUUACCACGCCGUCGUGAUCGGCCGUGUCGGAAGUGUGCGCCAGUGCAUCGAUCGGCCGUGUCGGAAAUGUGCAUUUGCGUGCAUGCCCCAUCAGUGCCCCAUAUCCCGCACACUCAAACACUUCUCAGAUCGUCAGUCUCAACGUCAGGCCGCUUCCAGUACUGUGUAUACGAAAGAGCAGGUGGCAAAAGAACGAAGAGUUCUCCGCUG